AGUGAAAGUUACCAGAGUACAUGGAUCUAUGUGUCGAGAGUAAUGGUGAAUGGACCGUUGAUAAGCUUACAGCAAUAGCGCUACCAUCAAUUGAGGGUGAAAACAAUUACGACAUUUACGUGGCAACGUACACAUUUCAUUUUCGACGCAGCUCUGCAUUUUACAUCAUCUUGAUCAUAAUACCAUCAUUUGUGCUUACUUUCCUCUGUGUGCUUGGACUCUUUUGGUCUAGAUUUGACCAGACUGAUUACUUAGAAAAGCUCGGGCUUGGAUUUGCAGCAAUUCUUGCAAUGUGCACAAUCCUUGAGAUAGCUGAAGAGUCUGUGCCCAAAACCAGACAGCUUCCCUUGCUGUCAAUAUACAUCAUGAUAAAUCUACUGCUGUUGACGGUAGCGAUAUCGAUUGUUGUGAUAGCUUCUAAAACGUGUUCCUUGUCCUUUAAUAGUGUCCUAUCAAAAAGGUGGCUUCGCCGUUUCGAUCUCAAUCUAUGUGCAAGGUUUCGAAUCAUUUGCUUAGUCUUGUUUCCUUUAGCAGUAAUCGCCAAUCUUCUAGCAUUGGUAACGAAUGUAUGA
Cylicocyclus nassatus is the source of this 572-nucleotide messenger RNA. NCBI's taxonomy places the organism in Eukaryota, Metazoa, Nematoda, Chromadorea, Rhabditida, Strongylidae. The record is from the annotation of a GenBank genome assembly.